Molecule: messenger RNA, 1239 nt
Organism: Prorocentrum cordatum
Lineage: Eukaryota; Dinophyceae; Prorocentrales; Prorocentraceae
Source: the annotation of a GenBank genome assembly
GAGGACCUCGUGGAGGUCUUGAAGAAGCACAUCACUAGUCCGAGCAGCGUACCGCCGUACGCCGAGACAGGAACAGGGGGGCUCGAGGUCAAAAAGAUCGCUGUUCUGACGAACAUGUGGCAGGAGCUGGACACAACGUUCGGCGGACUGUCCUUCAAGAAAUCGGUUUUCCAGGAGGCGCUGAAGGAUCUCGAGUUGGUUCUUGGAGAUCAGCAGAAAGAGUGGGUGACAGUCACGUGGAACAGACUCAACAAGAUGAUGAGGCACAUCUCGCAGGCGAGGCAGAGAGCGGCCCCGCCCGCCUGGGUUGUCCAGAUGAUGAACAUGGAGGCCCAGCCCAACGGCGACGACGAGAACCCCGAGGAGGAAGACGAGGAGUUCUACGACGGCAGCUCGGACGAUGACGGCAACGACGACGGGGAUCCAGAAGGAGGUGCAGCUGCCGCUGACGGGGUUCAACCAGCAACGGAGUACGUGUACGGUUGGGACGCUGACGGUUGCAAAGCCUUCAGGGCGCCGCUCGCAGAGCCCAACAAGAAGGAGUACACGGACGACGUGGAGGUCAGCUCGAGCGACCCGAAGGGCUUCAUCAUCGCGAAGUUCUCCGAGGAAGACGUCAAGGAGAUCGUGGACAUGACGAACGAGGAGUUCGAGGUGAACACCAAGAUCCGCUUCGAGAAGACGAAGGGGACGCUGUGGACAGGCAAACAUAUUGACACGGGCGCUCAAGUUACCAUCCAGAAGAAGGUCGACAAGGCUAUUGGCUUGGUCAUUCUCGUCCACUCUGAGAACAUCAUCGAGGAUAUGCCUGGCAAGAAGAAGCAGAUCCUCCAGGUCAUCAUUGGGCGCGACAGCACGCACGCAUACCGCAAGGACGUGAUGGCGAAGACGGUCGGGCUACUGCAGAAUUACAUCCUCGGGUUGAUCGAGCGCGACUCGUUGACGGCGAAGCGUGACGAGUUCAUGGCAUCGCUCAGCCGCCCAUCGAAAGCCCAGUCUAGCGGCGAGGCGGCGGCGGCGUCAAGCAGCAGUGCACCGGCGGCCUCGAAGAGAGAAGCGUCAGCCUCCAGCGCGGCGAAGCCCAGCAAGAAGCCCAAGUCGCCUUCCCCGAUCGGGGACAGCGACGACAAGGAGGUAGUGGUCAAGGUCGACUCCGACGGCGACAGCGACGACUCCGCGUGGCUGGAGCACCUCGAGAAGGUCAGGAGCCAGCGCGAGCAGGAGUCGAUCAACCUUUGA